GUCUCGAAAAUAUAUGAGUUGAAUGGAGGUCCUGGAGUGUGCAGAAUAAAGUCAAAUCUUCAUAAUCUGGGAGCGUCUCUGUUCCCUUAACUUCAUUUUCAGAAGUUUGUAAAAGUUUUAUCACUACGCCAGGCAUAUGUUGGUCACCCGCCCCGCCAGGACCCCAUUCCAAAAUGGCGGCGCCCGUAGGGUGGCAGUUGAGCGGCCUAAUCAGCCGGUGGAGCCUGGGUGUCUCGUCAAGCUCGCGGCUGCUUCCCCCUACCCUCGGCACGGCUUUCGCCACCGCUUCCUACCACGCCAGGCCGCUGGGUUUGGACCUCAGCGGCCACUAUGUGCCCGGGCCCGAGGCUCCGGAGUGGCAGCGCGGCCCCAGGGCGCAGCGCCGGAGAUUCGCGGCCGUCGGCGAAGCCUCCGGGAUCCCCGCCGCUUCCCUGUGGCCCCAGCCCGCCGAGCUAAGCCUCCUCCGAGAGCAGGAGCGCGCUGAGCCUACCCUGCAGCAGAUGUGGAGCAACAUCCGCGACCGAGAGGCCGAACGGCGGCAGAGAGAGCGCAACAGGCAAAAGCUGAUUGCAGCCAACAUGGCCAAGAUGCCCAAGAUGGUUGAGGAAUGGAGGAGGGAGAAACGGGAGGCAAAAGUGAAGCAGAGGGAAGAGAAGGCCAGGAGAGAACGGCUGCUGGCUGAAGCCAGAGAGCGAUUUGGUUACAGCAUCGACCCCCGCAACUCCAAGUUUCAGGAAAUGGUGAAGGAACUGGAGAAAGAGGAGAAGAAGCAAAAGAAACUGAUGAAGAGACGGCAAAAAGCAGAGGCUGACAGGAGUGAGGCAUCGGCCACAGUUGCCGCGACAUCUUAAAACCACGUGCGAUUCCUGCCAGAGUCUGGACAAGCCUCAAACUAUUUCCAUUAAUCUGCAUCAUCAUCAGCAUAGCUUGUCACACCAGACAGCCAGCCACUCUAGUGUUGUUUGGUUGACGUUGAGCAGGUCAGUGUCAGCUAAAUCAGGUGAGAGCGGGCAGUUGCGCAGAACGUGUUCAAUGUUCUGCACCCUUUCGCCACACUCACAGGAUUCGCUGGUCUUUAAACCCCACUUCACCAUAUUGUCUCCCGUCCUACAAACUCCCGCUCUCGCUCUGUUGAGAGUGCACCACUUCCGUCUGUCAAGCAGUGCCCCGUCUGGCAACGUUUCUGUGGGGUCUUGCACUGUAUUGUUUGGUGGGAUUCUGGCUUCUGUUUGUUGCCAGAGGUCAAUCCUGUAUGUUUGGGGAGGAUGUUCCGUGCGGUAGUUCCUCCACUUAAUCUGCAUGAACCAGCUACAGUAAAUCUGAGGACUCAAAGUAUCUGAGAUGUUCCAUUCUUGGUGACUCCAGGCAUGUGUAAUUUAUUUGUCCUUGGGAUUACAAGUUAACCUGGUUCUGAUUCUGGGAUCUGUCCCAGUUGGUGCAAGAGUAAUGGUAUCAGAACUUGCCUAAUGAAUCAAAGAGCUAAUUACUGAUAUGGGGAUGUCAGAUUGGGUACGUUGCUUCUUGGUUAGUCAUUUGGGGGAACCAUGUAGAUUUUUUUCAGGCAGUACUGUUCCAGGUCAUUGAUGAGCUGGCUUGAGAAAAUGUCAAGAUCCACUCACAGAAUUUAAUUCUGCAGCUCAUGUAAUCAACCUUUGGACCUUGUAUAUAAAUGCUAGAGACAGGAAAAAUCUUUACCAAACUUCCACUGUAUUCAGUCAAUUUAACAUAAAUUAAA
Molecule: messenger RNA, 1735 nt
Organism: Mobula hypostoma (lesser devil ray)
Lineage: Eukaryota; Metazoa; Chordata; Chondrichthyes; Myliobatiformes; Myliobatidae
Gene: gadd45gip1
Product: growth arrest and DNA-damage-inducible, gamma interacting protein 1
Exons: 2
Coding region: 174-851 (225 amino acids)
Cellular component (GO): nucleus; mitochondrion
Source: RefSeq, a predicted model, not a curated record